Messenger RNA from Arabidopsis arenosa, 776 nucleotides. The record is from the annotation of a GenBank genome assembly. NCBI's taxonomy places the organism in Eukaryota, Viridiplantae, Streptophyta, Magnoliopsida, Brassicales, Brassicaceae.
GGGUUUUUUCAGUAGUUACAGGGAGUUGUGUUCUUUGUGAUGAGAGAGUUGUUUGCACAGAUCUUACAACUUUUCUUUACUUGUGAUGAUGAUUGGAUUCAGCAUUCAUGUUUAGAAUCUAUAAAAGCGUUGGCUUUUGUUUUACUUGUGAGUCGUAAUCCGGAGGUUCUUUGGGCUCAGCGUUCUGAUAAGGUUUACCUAACCGUCGCCUUACCUGAUGCGAAAGACAUUUCGGUCAAGUGUGAGCCUCAGGGUCUAUUCAGUUUCUCUGCUCUUGGUGCCCAAGGCGAGCGCUUUGAAUUCAGCUUGGAGUUAUAUGGGAAGAUUAUGCCAGAAUAUCGGAAGAAUGUAGGGCUAAGGAACAUCAUAUUUUCAAUUCAGAAAGAAGAGAAAAGCUGGUGGACACGACUGCUGAAAUCAGAAGAGAAACCCGCACCUUACAUCAAAGUCGACUGGAAUAAAUGGUGUGAUGAGGAUGAGGAGGUCAACUCUGAAACGGCCUCUGAUGAUGAGAGUGCAUUCGUUAAUGAAGAUAGUGAAAGCAGCGAUGACGAUGGAUUGCUCUAUCUUCCUGAUCUGGAAAAGGCGAGAAGCAAGUAACCUAACCGCAACAACCAACCAACUCUGGAAGCUGAAGAAAAAGUAAAAGACUAAGAGCUGAAACAUAGUGCUUUAGGAUGAUUCGGUUUGUUUUGUACCUGAAUAAACGGACCACCUAGCUCCUCCGGUUUACCUCUGAUUUAGGUUUCGUAGGGUAAUCAACAUUAGUGGUCUCU